GCGCUAACUCUUGGCCGGGCGAGCUGUGUCACGGCAAAGAAGAAGAAGAAGAGUUCUAGACCAUAGAGCGCGUUAGACAAGACAACACAGAUCUACCGGCAGCAGCCAUGACAGACGAGAACCCCAAGGAGGGAGUGAAAACGGAGACCGAGCACAUCAACCUAAAAGUGGCUGGCCAGGACGGUUCGGUGGUGCAGUUCAAAAUCAAGAGGCACACUUCACUUAUCAAACUGAUGAAAGCUUAUUGUGAACGGCAGGGAUUAUCAAUGAGUCAGAUAAGAUUUCGGUUCGAUGGCCAGCCUAUCAAUGAAACGGACACCCCUUCUCAGCUCGAAAUGGAGGACGAAGAUACAAUCGAUGUGUUCCAGCAGCAAACCGGAGGAUGUUCUCCAUAAAGACUGUUCCUGUGUACAUUUCUACCUCACUUCUCCAUGUUUGUGAGCGUCUUUGUUCGGUCCCGGUUGUUGUCCUGCAUACGGAACACUUGUCAUGCAGCAGUACAAAAGUUGACGCUCACUCGCUCACGUUAACUUGCUCUCUUGGCAGUAUUGGGAUGCGAAUAUUUGGAUGUUCUUAGUGUUUAUACUUUCAGUAUUAAGGAUUCCCGGUGGUUGUUCAUCCAGCAACCCUCAAUUUUGAAUCCUUUCUGAUAUGAAUAUAUUUUGGAAUAAAGUUAUUCUAUCUUUUUAA
Syngnathus acus (greater pipefish) is the source of this 690-nucleotide messenger RNA. RefSeq names its product small ubiquitin like modifier 2a (gene sumo2a). Gene Ontology annotation, cellular component: nucleus. The transcript is spliced from 4 exons. The record is from RefSeq and is a predicted model, not a curated record. The coding region runs from base 108 to 395 and encodes 95 amino acids. Lineage: Eukaryota; Metazoa; Chordata; Actinopteri; Syngnathiformes; Syngnathidae. Gene Ontology annotation, biological process: protein sumoylation. Gene Ontology annotation, molecular function: ubiquitin-like protein ligase binding; protein tag activity.